UGUUCGACACUUCAUCAUGGGACAAGCGACGGCAUUUGUGGUUCUCGCACUCUGUGCUUUAGCUGUGACCGAGGCAGCGGUGUACAUUGGCGGCGGUUGCUAUGACUGUAACCCGCCCGGCGGCCAGGGACCCGGCAUCUAUACAGGCGGCGGACGAGGAGGUGGCGGUGCACCCAACAACUACUAUAAUCAAGGAGGUGGCCGUGGGGGUGGAGGCGGCAGUGGUCGUCCAGUUUACUCCGGAAACUUUGGCCCAAAUGGAUAUAGCGGCGGUGGCGGCGGUCGAGGAGGUGGUGGGGGCUAUAGAAAUGGAGGAGGCGGCGGCGGUUAUGACGAUGGUGGUCUGACGCAGAUUAUACGAUAUGAUUAAUUUUGCUGCCUUUUCUUCUUGCUCUUGCUCUUCAACCGCAAACAAGCAGAAUGUUGGCCGGCUUAUAGUUAGUAAAGUAGUUUUAAUUAAACUAAAACAAGUGAUUGCUAUAAUUGUACAGACAACAGAUGUAUUUAAUGUUAAGUCCCAAUGAAAUUUAUUUUCGAUCUUAUCAAACAAAAAUUUCCUUGUUCUAGCUGA
Messenger RNA from Drosophila persimilis, 571 nucleotides. It is a transcript of the gene BomT3, whose product is annotated as glycine-rich RNA-binding protein 10. The coding region runs from base 17 to 370 and encodes 117 amino acids. The record is from RefSeq and is a predicted model, not a curated record. The transcript is spliced from 2 exons. NCBI's taxonomy places the organism in Eukaryota, Metazoa, Arthropoda, Insecta, Diptera, Drosophilidae.